AUGGUUUGUUUAUUUAAUUGUUUUAACGUUCACUUCCACAUUUUCUUAAUCUUCAGGCAGGAUGCAGGUGACGACAUAAUAUCGCAGAAGUCUUUAGACGUGGUGAAAGUACUCAUACAUUUUUUGAAAGAGCAUGCUAGAGUGGAAGGGCUGUUUCGACGAGCAGGACGUUGUGAGGUCCGGCGGCAGAUUCUAAAUUCUCUGAAGAAAGGCCAUAAACCGCAUUUUGAAGAUUCGAAUAACGUAGCUCUGGAAUGCGCGGCGGCUUUACAAAUUUUUCUCAGCCGCUUAAAAAAACCGAUUAUGCCACAACAUGUACAAGAAUUGAUCCUUGCUGACAAUCCAGGCGUGGAAGAUCAAGUUAUCGCACAAGAUGCUUUAGGAUUGAUUAGACAGGAUGUCGGUGGUCGCCAUAGCGAACUCCUGACCCAUGUCUUGGAUCUUUUAAGACACUUAACUCUCUCAGGACCUCCAUCCGAAUGUUCCGAAUUGCGUGGAUCUCCAUUACCUGUCGCGCUUUUACCAGUGUUUUUUAAUUUAUCCCCUGGUGACUUGAUAAGAUGGAAACAAGUGGCAGCCAGAUUCAGCGAAUUAAUUACGGAAGCCGCCGCGCAACUUCGUCGUGAUGAACAGCAUAGCAUUAAUAUAGAAACCAUAAAUUCCACAACAAGUUACUCUAAUACAACUUCGACCUCGCAAGGAGAGUCUGAAGAAUUAACGAGAUGGCAAGAAUUUUCACUAUUGUAUCCUAUUGUGCGGCUUAGAGAUCAUUGUAAUAUUUGUCAUGUUGGCGAAAUGGCACGCGUUCUUAUUACGCCGUUACAACGUCCGGUCGUUGGCAGGUUGCAUCCGGCAAUUGCUAAUCCUAAUUAAAAAUUUGAUAAACAAACGCGCGAAUUUUUACAAAUUACUGUACUUAUAUCGUUGCAAUUUUGUCUAUGUGAAAUUGACUGAAUAACUCAAUUGUACUUUAAUUUAAAAUAUUACGU
Vollenhovia emeryi is the source of this 989-nucleotide messenger RNA. RefSeq lists its product as uncharacterized. Lineage: Eukaryota; Metazoa; Arthropoda; Insecta; Hymenoptera; Formicidae. Gene Ontology annotation, biological process: signal transduction. The transcript is spliced from 6 exons. The record is from RefSeq and is a predicted model, not a curated record. Bases 1 to 873 code for a protein of 290 amino acids.